This is a messenger RNA of Pseudophryne corroboree (corroboree frog), 2423 nucleotides long. RefSeq names its product fatty acyl-CoA hydrolase precursor, medium chain-like. The transcript is spliced from 13 exons. NCBI's taxonomy places the organism in Eukaryota, Metazoa, Chordata, Amphibia, Anura, Myobatrachidae. Bases 57 to 1736 code for a protein of 559 amino acids. The record is from RefSeq and is a predicted model, not a curated record.
AGCAAUUCUCAUUCACACUUCGGGGAUCUGCUGGUAACGCUGCACGGUGCUGAGACAUGGGGGCUCUGAUGAGAGGAAUUAUACUGUACAGCCUCAUACUGGGGGCUCUGGCUGCAGGGCAGGAGGAGGACAGGCCCCUGGUGGUCACACAGUACGGGAAGCUCAGAGGGAAGACUGUAGCGGUGAAGGAGACGGACAGAACCGUGCACGCUUUCCAUGGCGUCCCAUUUGCAAAGCCACCAGUUGGUCCAUUAAGACUUGCAAGCCCAGAACCCCCGGAGCCCUGGGGCUCUGUCCGAGAGGCCACAGAACAACCCCCAAUGUGUCUGCAGAAUGUAGAGAUAGUAGAAGAAUUAAUGAAGACGCUUAAGGACAGAAUUACGUUACCGCCAGUGUCCGAGGACUGUCUGUACCUGAAUAUCUUCUCUCCAGCUGACCGAGAGCAGAACGCGAGAUUACCUGUGAUGGUGUUUAUACAUGGAGGUGGCUUGACGAUGGGAGCGGCGCUGAUGUUUGAGGGCGUAGCAUUAAGCGCCUAUGAAAAUGUUGUUGUUGUCUCCAUCCAGUAUCGGCUGGGGCUCAUGGGUUUCCUCAGUUCUGGCGAUGAGCAGUUACCGGGAAACUACGGAUUCUUGGAUCAGGUGCAGGCGCUCCGGUGGGUUCAGGGGAACAUCGUGAAUUUUGGAGGGGACCCCAACUCUGUCACAAUAUUUGGGGAGUCUGCUGGAGGAGUCAGUGUCUCUGUCCUGAUGGUAUCUCCCUUAGCCAAAGGCUUAUUCCACAGAGCCAUUGCAGAGAGCGGAGUAGCCAUCAUUCCAGGAUUCAUUGCCAACUCAGUCAAGGAAGUUAUUUUUACCAGAAAUAUCGUUUCAAAUGUGUCCGGUUGUGACCAGAACAAGAUGCUGGACUGUUUCAGGACAAAAACUGAAGAGGAGAUCAUUGCUAUAGCUUCCAGCCUGAAAUCCCUGCCCCUUCCCGGGAGUAUAGAUGGAACGUUCUUUCCUAAGCCUGUAGAACAGAUUCUGGCUGAUAAGGAGACUAGCCCUGUUCCGUUUAUGACUGGCGUGACGGAGCAGGAGUUUGGUUGGAUGAUUCCAAUGGCGUUGAAUAUCAGCGGCUUUAGAGAAGGAAUGGACAGAGAAACCGCCCACAAAGUGCUAGAGAACAUCCCCCUGCUGGGUCCUCUGGUCGGCUCCACCUCUCUGCUGCUGGAUGAGUACCUGGGGGACGCCACCGAUCCCGCUGUAAUCCGCAACCGCUUGUUUGACCUGUGCGGAGACUUCAUGUUUGUGAUGCCGGCGCUUAAGAAGUCCAAAUAUCAUAGAGAUGCCGGGAAUCCAGUCUACUUCUAUGAAUUCCAGCGCCGUCCAUCAAUCUUUAAGGAUUCUAAACCAGAUUUUGUCAAAGCCGACCAUGGAGAUGAGCUGUUCUUCGUGAUAGGAGGGCCCUUCAUGCCAGAGGGUCUGCUGUUCACAGGUGCCGCGGAGGAAGAAGAGAAGGUUCUGAGUAAGACAGUGAUGAAAUAUUGGGCCAACUUUGCCCGCACUGGCAAUCCCAAUGGGCCGGGCCUCACCCACUGGCCUCAAUAUGGCCAAGAUGAAAGUUAUCUGAAGAUUAAUCUAGAGCAGGCAUCUGCUACAGGGCUGAAAGCGGAUAAGUACAAAUUCUGGACGACCUCCCUUCCCGAGAGACUCCAGGAGCUGCAGAAGACAGGCGAGGCCAAUUCUGAUCUGUAGGUGAUCCCCAGACCAUCCUAGAGAACAACGAGACCAAAAUGCACGCCAGCCGUACUCUGUAUGGGGAACACGUGCAGGUAGAAGGUUCCGGGCUCUGUAUAACCUAGAACACACCAUGCACGGAGCUGCAGGAACAGAAGAACUUCCUACUAACACCUAUUAAGCAUUUGGUUUGAUUGAUGGUCCAACGUUAAGUAUGAUACUGAGAAAUAUGAUCAAAUAACUAAUUAAAGAGAAAAAUUGUUUUAUCCGUUGUUUCAUUCCCUUCUUCACUUUAUAUCUCCUCAUGUCACUAACACAAAGUAAAUGGACAACAAGACGAAUCAUUUCUAGUUACUGGAUAUGUAGGGAAAUAGGGGAGGGGGAUAUGUUCUGCACCAGCUACUAAUUCUAAAUAAUUGCUAUUUGAAGAAAAAAGAGAGAGAACCCACGAUAAAUGUCCGUCAGUUUGAUUAGGUACUAAUUACUGGACGUUCGGGGGUGCUACCAGAGACAAGUUGAGCUAUACAAAGAAAAAGAAAAAAGGAGGAAAGAAUGUCUCUUUGCUGGCACACAGAUGAAAAUUAAAAAUGUACUUUUAAUAGAUUUGUUAAAAUGGUCUAACCACGAAAUAAAGAAAGUGCAAUAAACUUGUGUGAUAUAAUUAUCAUAUAUGGUGAAUGAAAAUAAAUUAUAAAAAUCAAGGUU